This is a messenger RNA of Bacillus rossius redtenbacheri, 990 nucleotides long. RefSeq names its product MAP7 domain-containing protein 1-like. The transcript is spliced from 3 exons. NCBI's taxonomy places the organism in Eukaryota, Metazoa, Arthropoda, Insecta, Phasmatodea, Bacillidae. The coding region runs from base 1 to 990 and encodes 329 amino acids. The record is from RefSeq and is a predicted model, not a curated record.
AUGCCGGUGGAGAACUCGCCCCCCGGGAGAUGGUCCCCGCCACGCCAGCAGCCCGCGCGGGAGGAGACCCCGCCACACCAGCAGCCCGCGCGGGAGGAGACCCCGCGCCGCGCCGGCGAGGUGCGCCGCGUGCUGCGCAAGGGCCGCUGGGUCAUGGCUCGCGAUGACCCCGAGGACCCCGAGGAGCCGGUGGGGCCGGCGACCCGGCAACCCGCACCCGCACAGGAGGAGACCCCGCGCCGCGCCGGCGAGCUGCGCCGCGUGCUGCGCAAGGGCCGCUGGGUCAUGGCUCGCGAGGACCCUGAGGAGGCCGAGGGCCCGGUGCCCCGUCAGCCGGCCGCCGGCCCUACCACCUGCCCCCCUGCCGCCGCCCCGACAGAGCCCGACCCCGAGCUGGAGCUGCCGGACCACGUGCCACCGGCGCGCCCCUCCAGGCGGCCCGCGACCCCGCCGGAGCGCCGCCGGCUGGCCGAGAGGGCGGACCGUGCCGGCAGGCAGCGCGCCGAGCGCGAGGUGCUGCGCCUGGAGGACGCCGCCGCCGACCUGCGCUGGAUGUUGGAGCGGGCCGCCGCCGCGCUGGAUGACGCCUCCGCCGCCGCGCUCCGUGCCGAGCUGCUGGCGGAGGGCGCGCCCCCGGCCCCGCCGCCCGCCCAGGUGACGGAAGCAGAGUGCCCGCCCACCGGAGAGCCGGCCGUCGCCGAGGUGCUGGACUUGCAGUGGGCCGGCGAGGAGGCGGUCCCCGCCCCCGGGGCAGCCGCCGCCCCCGGCUACGCGCGGCGCGGCCUGCUCCUGCCGCGCGGGCUGCCAGCCGCCGAGGACGUCCUGCUGCUGGGAGACGUGCUCCGGCCGGCCAGGCCACAGCCGCCCGCCCCGCAGCCCCGCGCGCUGGGUCCUCGCGAGCUGGCGCAGUUCGAGCUGCAGAGGCGGCCCGGCGCGCGCGAGCGACACGUCACCGGGGUGCUCAGCGUCGACCUGGAGGGCAUCUUCUGA